AUGGCAUCAUGGCGGUGACUAUGUCCUUUACGAGUUUGAUUGUUGGAAUUUUAUCAGUAAUCUCUAUUACAUCUCCACCAGCAAGACGAUGCCGUAUCUACCCAGUGAAAAGAUUAGGGACAUAUAAGGCUGAGUAACUACAGUGCACCAGUUGGCGGCAGUGUUGCUGCUAUCUGACGUGCCGCGUGCCAGACCGCCUGUACCACAGAGCUACUGCGCUCAUUCCUUUCCUUGCCACUCGAAGAGACCAAAUCCAAUAUCUUAGAGUCGUCGGGAGUGAGCGCGCGGGUCACAGAACCUAGGAAGUAGACAUGAUUGGCUGAGACAGCUCACCACACCAUGGCCGCAGCUAUGUGGCCGACCUCACGCUACUCCAGGAAAGAGGCUGAUUGAUUUUGUCGCUCGAUCUGCGCGGAGGGCAUGAGCAAGCGUGCGAACAACAACCACAAGUCGAGUGAUAUGCGGGGUACCGUUAUUGGCAAGGAUGCUUGUAACAACAAGUAUUGGUAUUUUGAUGAUCUGAGGCUUUAUAAGGAGAACACGGCGAAGAAGCCCAGCAAGCGGGACUGGGAAUGCGUCUGCUCCAGCCUGCUGGAGUGGCAGGGCUUCGCGAAGCGGUAUGCGGCUAGCAAGAGCCCUGCGGAGAAGGACCUCUUCUCCUACGUCACCGAGAAGCUGAUGCCAAAGAUCGAGGUGCAGUUGAAGGUGAAGGAAGAACAGAAUGACGUGAAGCCCACCCUGCCCGAGAACAAUAAGCUGGUCAAAGCAGAGGCGAUGCUGACGCCUGGUGGGGGCAAUGGCAAGCUGGACGAUGUGCUGAAGACUGAGGACCAGGGCGUGCAGGAGAAGGUUGAGGCAUCGGAAAGCAAUACGCCGAUUUCUGUCCAGAUGCCAGGAACCCCUGCGACCCCUCAGUGCAACAGUGUGCAAGGGCACACUCCCAAUGGCGCAGCGGAUGGCAUGAAGAGUGUUGACAGCAGUACUCCGACCCCUGGUCCACAAUCUGCUACCUCACAACCACAAGCCGCACCCUCGAAACGGCCUACAAAGGCACCAACGCCGCAAUCUAGCAAAAUAUCGGGGGGUCCUGGUACACCGCAGCAGGUACCGUCAAAUGUGCCAAAACCACCUAUGGACCCCCAGUACAUGCAACAGCAGAGUCAGAUAUUCGUCUUCACGACGCAGAUGGCCAACAAGGCGGCCGAGGCCGUUAUGCAGGGCCACUGCCCGUCUAUCAUCGCCUUUCACUGCUCACAGCCAGCCACGAAACAGUUCUUACAGAAGCAUCCGAUGAAGCUUCAUCAGUUUAACAGGUGUUCUACCGCAUUCACGAAUCACAAUGGAAACAAGCCUAUCUGUUCCGUGCCCCCAGGCUCGUCCAGGCCGCUGGAGCAGCUACAAGAUAAGGUGAACCAGUUGGGCAAUGAGUGGCCGCAGGUGUCUCCAUCCUUACAGUGGGGAGGCCAGGGAGGUGGUCCAGCAUCUAGCCAGCCCAGUCCAGUGCCUAUUUCAGAUGUCGGACCUGCAGGGAUACUCUGUGAACAAAUGAUGCCUAAUGCCAUGAGAGAAAACCUGACUCCGCAGCAGCUGCAGCGUCGAGAAGAGCAACUGCGCAAGAUGCGUCGCAUCCAGGAGAUGCUCUUCCCCGAGAAGUGUCAGCCACAGGUGGCGCCGGGCGCGUCGCCGGAGGCGUUCUACCAGCAGCACGCGAUGCCGCCGCAGCAGCAGCAGCAGCAGCAGCAGCAGCAGCAGCAGCAGCAGCAGCAGCAGCAGAGCAUGAUGGGCAUGCCGCCGCGCGGGCAGGCGAUGAGUCAGAUGAUGAUGGCGCAGCAGCGGAUGGUGCUCCCGCAGGACCCAGAGCAGGCGAAGGCGCAGAUCGAGUGGCAUCGGCUGCAGGAGCAGUACAUGCGCGAGAAGCAGGUGAAGAUGAUGGGCGGUGCGCAGGUGAACCCGGGCAUGCAGGGCCCGCCGGGGCCGCCGCCGCCCUACAACCAGAGCCUCGGCCACCGCCUGCACAGUAUUAACAACCGGGCGUCCUCUACCUCACCGCACUUUGUGUCGCCGCACAUGCAGCCCGGCGACUUCCAGUUCAGCCCGCACGGCCCGCGCAUGAGCUCGCCGCCGGGGCAGCCCGUGCCGCCGCCGCCGCCCACCGGCGCGCUCGACCAGAACUACAACAGCCCCGAGAUGCUGUCGAAGCUGCAGCAGGAGCAGAUGAUGAAGGCGGGCGUCGCGGCGAUGGCGCCUAUGAGCCCGCAGGAGUACGGCGUGAUCGCCGGCGGCGAAGUGGCGGCGGCGAUGUACGGCCCGAAGCCGCCCGCGUACGCGCAGCCGCACAAGAUGAAGGAGGCGGCGGCAGACGCGCGCAAGGAGGUGAUCCCCGUGCCGUCGCCGCAGCCGAUGUCGUACGUCGCCGCCUUCGACACGCAGGAGCUGACGAUACAGAAGCAGCUCAACACGGCAUACAUGGAGCCGGGCGGCGCGCCCGCGGCCGCCACCGCCGGCUCUGGCUUCAUCGAUGACCCCACAGCGCGCCAGUUUGUCGACGGACAGUUCGAGCCGGUGCACCCCGGCGGCAUGCCGCCCCACCCCGGGGGCAUGCCGCCCCAUCCCGGGGGCAUGCCGCCCCACCCCGGGGGCAUGCCGCCCCAUCCCGGUGGGAUGCCCGUGAACAUGAUGCCGGGUCAGGCGCGGAUGGGCGCGCCGAUGAUGCAGCGGCUGCACUCGAGCGUCGGGCCUGUGCACGAGAUGGCAUUCUCGCCCGGUGGCCAGAAGGUGCAGCAGCAGCAGCAGCAGCAGCAGCCGCACGGCGGCGGCCACGAGCCGUACAUGCCUGGUCCGCGGCUGUCGCACUUUGAGCCCGGCCACGGCGAGAUGUACGGGGCGGCGGGGCGGCCGCUGGCGUUCGUGAGCAGCGCGCCGCCGCAGCAGCACAUGCCCCCGACCGUCAACAACACGUACGUGAACGCGACCAUGUCCAUCCAGCAGCUCAACAUACAGAAUAUUCCCGGCUCGGCGUACAACGCGCAGAUGCAGGUCGGGCAGACGAACAUGCAGGCGGGCGCCCACAUGGGCGUCCCGCACGGCGCCCAAGCGAUGCAGCACGGCGCCGGCGGCGGUGCGCACCCGCAGACUAGCAUGAGCAUGCAGCAGGCGAUGAGCGCUGGCUCGUCACAGCAGCAGCAGCAGCAGCAGCAGCAGCAGCAGCAGCAUCAGCACGGGGUCGUGGUCACCGCCAACCAGACGGCGAUGUCGCAGCAGAUGGUCGCCGCGGGCAUGCAGGGUGGCGGCGGGCAGGCAGCCGGGCCGCGCACGCCCGGUGCCCCCAACGCGAGCGUCCAGGUGCAGGCGAACGCGCCGAACACGAUCCAGUACCGUCCAGCGAGCGCGCAGCCGACGUCCGGUCCUUCGCGACCUCUGAACCUCGACUUUCUGCAGCGGUUUGCGACGCCGAUGGCCGCCGGCAUGGAGAAGAAGGCGUCCCAGAAGCAGAAUCUGCAGUUCUUUGGUGGCGGCGGUGGUGCACUGGGCAUGAUGAAGGGCGACCCGGUGCACUCACCCGACGCGAUGUACGCGAUGGACCCUCAGCAAGCGGCUGCCAUGCAGGCGAUGCGGCCCGGCAGCGUGGGCAGCAUGCACGGCUCGGGGCCCGCGACGCCGGGCCUGCCUCCCGGUGGUCCCGGCACGCCGGGAAUGCCCCCGGGGGCGUUGGCGGGCCCGCCGGGAAUGCAGGGUCCGGGCCCGAAUCCGGCUCAAGUGAUGAUUCAGGGUCCGGGGCCGGGCGCGAUGCAGGGUCCGGGGCCGGGCACGAUGCAGGGUCCGGGGCCGGGCACGAUGCAGGGUCCGGGGCCGGGCACGAUGCAGGGUCCGGGGCCGGGCGCGAUGCAAGGUCAUCGGCCUGGGAUGAUGCACGGCGCCGGCAUGGCCAUGAUGCAGAGUCAGGGACAGGGCAUGAUGCAGGUUGCCGGGGGGCCGGGGAUUCCCGGCAUGCCUACCUCGAUGCACAUGAGUAGUAUGCACCAGCAACAUGCCAUGCUGCAUCACGCCGGCAUGGUGCAGAGCCAAGCGAGGCUGGGCAUGCCGCAGCAGCAGCAUGGUCCCGGGAUGGGCCAGCACCCUCAGGCACCCGGCAUGAUGCAGCAGCAUCCAGGGAUGGGGAUGGGGGCAGGCAUGAACAUUGGGGUGCCGCCGACGGGGCCUGGGCCGGGAAACAAGAUGAUGAUGUCGGAGAUGGGAUUGCAGUCACAUAUGCACCAAAGUAUGCCUGGCAUGAGUCAGUCCAUGCACAUGAACGCCUCUAUGCAACCACUCGAUCCAAACCAGCCCUACUUUCCACCCGUCUCCAGCGACCCUGCCUACAAUGUGCAGUUUCAGAACUUUCAGAAGCAGCUGUAUGCCACUGCCAGUAGUAAAUCAAAACAGCAGCCUCAAUCAAGCCAGGGCAUGCCAUUCUGAUGCUGAAGGUUCAACCAGCCUUUGAGCUCAGAAUUGUACGCUAAGAUAUCUCAUUAACACACUGAGUUGGCGGGAAAAGCCCAGAGCCUACGUCUAAUUCGUUCAAAGCGAGUUUGUUUUGUGGUGACGAUGAAUUUAUUGAUUGUCUGCCACUGCCAAAUGUGCCAUAUUUGGAAUGUUGUCUUUUAUAUUAUCUUCGUGUAUAUAAAUGAAUUUACUCUGCCAUUUUUGGAUUGAUUGCACCUGCCUGUGCUGGCGUGUGCUGAUUUUCACGUACCUUCCGUACAACCUUGUACAGAUGCUGUAAAUACAUGGAUAUUUUCGCACGUCGCACAAGCACAGGCUGAUGGAUAUGACGAGAGCUGGUUUGGCCCUAGACGAACUUAUCUGCAUCUUAGCACUGAUAAUGGGGGAAUACCAGCCUCUGCCUACACCGGUUGUAAUAACGCGAGAUGGCUUCUUCUGAGCAUUUCCAUUUCGGAAUGAAGUUCUAUUUCUAUGGUGAUAUGGGAUGCAGGUAGGGCUGCAACGAUACGUAUGUGAUACACAAGUCACGAUGAGAUACGUGUUGUGAUACAAACGAUACGGUGUUGCAAAUGAUGAAGUAUGACAAACAGAAAUUUAAUGCCAAGUUGCCAUAACGCGAUACCAGCCCUACGUCAUCAACUUCAUUAACUGGUGCCUGGCCAUGAGUUACUACCUAGUCAUGGGGCACAAGUGUACGCACAUACAAGUGUAGCAGUCGACCGUGACUAGUAUCCGCAAGUGGAGCCAGGUUAUUGAAUUGAUGCAGAUACCAGCGCAAAUGUGUAAUGUGCGAACGUGAAUGUGAUGCUGAGUAACGAUUAUCCUAGCAAAUUAGGUUACUCGUAUUUGUUCAAGUUCGUGAGUGAGUGGGUGAGCGAGCGAGCGGGCGAGCGAGUGAAUACGUAACUAAACUAAAGCAACACCCGAUUUGCCCAUUUUUAUUAGCAAGUCAAAAGCCGACGAAGCGUUUGCAUCUCUAUACAGACCAGAACGUGUAACAAAUCGUAUCGUGACUUGUGUAACACAAUACACCGGUGUUGUAGUAUAUCGUUGCACCCUAGAUGCAGGUAGCAAAGUUUGUCAACUAAGACAACGUGUAUAUAUUAUUGAGAGGGGACAGUGCUUGCUACACUGAUUAAUUUAAACUGGAAUUUAACCGGAUCUGUAUGCAAAUAUAUAAUACUGCUGAGCAGGUUAUUGGUAUUGAUUACACUUUUAUUGAAAAUAAUAUCAUCUUUACUUAGUUAUUGUUUUAAUCAAUAACCCUACGCUGACUGAUGAGAAUAUAUCAAACUGCAUGUUCUGAUCUCAGAUUGAAUCCCUAUCCAGAGAUUAAUAAGUCGAUGGAGUUUACAAUAUCAGGCGUUCAAGUGACAACAAAACGGGCGUAUUUCGAAAAAAAUUGUAAUCAUGCUUGUAUUGUCACAUAUGAUAGCGUUUUGGUCGCUAUGGCAAUGUUUGGGCAUAUGCUUUUGGUGUAGCAUAUGCUCCUGUCCUGUUCACAUCCCGGGUCUCCAGAUUUUAUUUUGACAGAAAAUUGCUUACCAAAAUUUGUAUCAAAGAGUGUGACAUCUUUUCUACUAGUUUUCAUAUCGUUUCUCCUGGAACUGACUCGAUCAGAAACUACUCCGACGAUUCACACUGGAACUGCUUCGUUAUCGAAAAGAUAUUAGUGCGUGAAAACUAUGAUCGUGGUAUUUUGUCACUAAUGGGCAAAAUCUUAUUGUUUUGUGUCAUUGUCGACAUUUCCUUCGUAUAAACUUGUAUUGCCUGCUGUAUGGUGCAUUUAGUGCACGUACUGUUUGUGGCAUGUGCGCACGUUUCUAAUUACGGAUGGACCAUAAAUCUCAAAUGUAUUUCGCAGUACGCGCCCCUCCGCUCUCAUCAUGACUGGCAGUUGCGGCUGCGAGAUUGUCGGCGUCGUUCGCAGUCGGUGAGAAAUCGUUCGACCAAGUUCCGCCGGUAAAAUUCGCGAAUAAAACGUUUUAGCGUGACGGGCGAAUCUAAACCAGGAGUUUACCCGGUUAUACUUGACCGAACGUUGUUUUGGUUGUAAAAAAACAUCGUCGUUUAAGGAUCAUCCUUUUAUAUUACAUGGCUGACGAAAUGCAUCAAUUGUAAAUACUGAAACCAUACACUUGUAAUACGUAAAAUAAGAAAUGCAUUCACGUAUUGCAUUUUUAUUAUAUAGAUUGAGAGAAAGGUAUUUUAUCUUGAUAUGUUUAGCAUUUUAUAAAGCAGUGGUGAAUGCUGUAAAACAUUGUAGAUUUGUAAGAUAAUAUGCAAAUACUAUACUUUGCAUCAGUUAUAUAUUGUAUUUUACCAGCGUGUCAGCUAGCAUUGCGACAUUUUUCUGUUUCUCAUUGAUCGUAGGUUCUUAGCCAGUUAGUAAUCAUGUAAGUAAGCGCUCAGCUGUUUAACGUAGAGAAGGAGAGGGAGAGAAAGAGAGAGAGAGAGAGAGAGAACGAGAGAUAGCGAGAGAGAGCCGGACCACUGCUCAGUAGUUUCAUACCACUAUAAGCGGAAAUGUUGACAAAUUUCAUAACAAAAACACACUCUGCCCUGCCCCUAUGUCGGUCGUAAUUACAGACGCUGCCAGUAACGUGUUAGUGUCGUCAAGAGUCAUCGUCCUCGUAUUUUGGUGUUCUGUCAAUGUCUGCCGAACGCAGACCCUCACGGACUGAGUGCGGCAGUCUUGUAUAUUCAAUCUCUCCACGUGUGUCGGGUAUGCACGCGUUACUCAUCAGUUGCUAGCAUUUUGUCUAGGGGUAGUUCAACUCAUGUAAAGGACACAUGCAUGCGGGGCAAAAUACCAAGUGGGUUGGCAGUAAGUGAAAGUUAACUGUAGAAAGGUGUCUAUUUUUGAUACAUUUUAUAUGUUUGGAGCCUUGACUGAGUAUUCAGUUUGUGUAUCCAGGUUUUUGUUACUGUAAAAUAUUGACCCAGAACCACGAGAUUGUUUAAUGUGAAUUCAGAAAUCUGUGAAAUUAAUAAUAAAAGGGUAAUGAAUUUUAUAAAAUA
Priapulus caudatus is the source of this 7503-nucleotide messenger RNA. Its product is annotated as trithorax group protein osa-like. The record is from RefSeq and is a predicted model, not a curated record. The transcript has 12 exons. Gene Ontology annotation, cellular component: RSF complex. Gene Ontology annotation, biological process: regulation of DNA-templated transcription. The coding region runs from base 421 to 4455 and encodes 1344 amino acids. NCBI's taxonomy places the organism in Eukaryota, Metazoa, Priapulida, Priapulimorpha, Priapulimorphida, Priapulidae.